Molecule: messenger RNA, 882 nt
Organism: Sparassis crispa
Lineage: Eukaryota; Fungi; Basidiomycota; Agaricomycetes; Polyporales; Sparassidaceae
Product: Casein kinase II subunit beta-2
Exons: 5
Coding region: 1-882 (293 amino acids)
Cellular component (GO): cytoplasm; protein kinase CK2 complex
Molecular function (GO): protein kinase regulator activity
Source: RefSeq, a predicted model, not a curated record
AUGUUUCGCCGUAUAGUGGAAGAUAUCUCAACCGGGUCAGAUUCAGAUUACUCCAAUUCGGUACAGUGGUUUUCCCCAUGUCCGCCACGCUGCAUUGACCGCGUUUUGCAGUGGAUAUCAUGGUUCUUGUCGUCCAAAGGCAACGAAUACUUCUGCGAAGUGGAGGAGGAUUACAUUCUCGACCGAUUCAACCUCACAGGCCUUAACACCGAGGUUCAACACUAUUCCCAAGCACUGGAUCUCAUCACAGAUAACCUCGAUGACGAGAUUCAGGACGAGUUCAGAGGUACCCUCGACGUACAAGCGCGUCUCCUGUAUGGAAUGAUUCAUGCGAGGUGGAUUGUGACAGCUCGUGGUCUAGCUAAGAUGCUCGACAAAUACAAGAAGGCAGAUUUCGGUCGUUGCCCGCGCGUGCUUUGCCAGUCACAACCACUGCUUCCAGUAGGACUGACUGACAUUCCGUAUGAGAAAUCUGUAAAGCUGUACUGUGGCCGAUGCGAAGAUAUCUACUCACCAAAGUCCUCGCGUCAUGGUUCAAUUGACGGGGCGUACUUUGGCACCUCCUUCCCCCAUCUACUCUUCCUUGUCUAUCCCAGUCUAAUACCUCCGAAGAGUGGCCCCGUCGAUUUCGCGCCAGCCAUGCGUGCGGGGGGUGAUGUUGAAGGGAACAGAAGAAGCAGGCGAAUGCGCGAAGAGCAGGAGCCUCUUGUGGAGUGUGUAGGGGCAGAUUUCAGCACGGCGAGUGCCGCUCUCAAGGCAGACCGUUAUCGACCUAGGAUUUUUGGAUUUCAAGUAAACGAGAUCGCGAAGUUGCAGAGAUGGCAAGAAGCGGUGAGAGAUAGACAGAUUGCCCGACUUGAAGACUUGGAGGAAAACGUGUGA